Rattus rattus (black rat) is the source of this 377-nucleotide messenger RNA. Its product is annotated as cytochrome b-c1 complex subunit 10-like. NCBI's taxonomy places the organism in Eukaryota, Metazoa, Chordata, Mammalia, Rodentia, Muridae. Gene Ontology annotation, biological process: mitochondrial electron transport, ubiquinol to cytochrome c. Bases 47 to 217 code for a protein of 56 amino acids. The transcript has a single exon. Gene Ontology annotation, cellular component: mitochondrial inner membrane. The record is from RefSeq and is a predicted model, not a curated record.
CAGGGCAGCGGAACAGGGUGACCCUGAGUGUUGAGACCCCGCAGCGAUGCUGAGCAGAUUUCUAGGCCCGCGCUACCGAGAACUGGCCAAAAACUGGAUCCCCACAGCCGGCAUGUGGAGCACUGUGGGUGCCGUGGGACUGGUGUGGGUCACGGACUGGCGGCUGGUCCUGGACUGGGUGCUGUACAUCAAUGGCAAGUUUAAGAAGGACGAUUAGGCAGCCCCCUCGCCCACCUCAGGCCUUGAUGGUAGCAUGCGCUGAGGCCUCAGAAACAGCUUAGUUCUGUGGAGGACAUGGAGGAAGUCUUCAUCGAUCCAGGGAGCUCCUGCAUUGACCGACACUGGGGCUGCCUUGACCGGUGCAGCGUCAAACCUUG